This is a messenger RNA of Mugil cephalus (flathead mullet), 558 nucleotides long. Its product is annotated as ictacalcin-like. The transcript is spliced from 3 exons. Bases 132 to 413 code for a protein of 93 amino acids. Lineage: Eukaryota; Metazoa; Chordata; Actinopteri; Mugiliformes; Mugilidae. Gene Ontology annotation, molecular function: calcium ion binding; transition metal ion binding. The record is from RefSeq and is a predicted model, not a curated record.
CGUUACAGAGGGAGGGAUGCAGGGUGUGGUGAUGUAUAAAGCAUCCUUUGCACCCAUUUCUCCUUCACUGCAGCUCCUCUGACACUGACACUCAACUCUCCCAUCUCCUUAAAUCUCAGCCUGUCAUCAUCAUGUCUGACAUCCAGACAGCUAUGGCCCUCCUCAUCACUUCCUUCACCAAAUAUUCCGGCAAGGAGGGAGACAAGCACAGCCUUAGUAAGGAAGAGCUGAAAGAUCUUCUUCAGAAUGAGUUUGGGGAAAUGCUGUGUAAAGCCAAUGACAAGGCAGCCAUUGACCGCAUCUUCAAGGACCUGGACACAGACAAGAGCAACAGCGUGGAUUUCGGUGAGUUUGUCAACCUGGUCGCCUGCCUCACUCAGAUGUGCCACGAGCACUUCAUCGGCAAGAAAUAAGGAUCCAGGCGCCACCCUGAGGCCAGUGGCGAGAGCUGUGAACGAGAAGACGUGGCGCUGAAAAGCGUCAACGCGAAAGCAUGACAAUGAAGUCACAACAAAAAUUUAUUGCAAUGAAAUAAACUUUUUUUUUUUCUCUCUGAAA